Coniophora puteana RWD-64-598 SS2 is the source of this 790-nucleotide messenger RNA. RefSeq names its product cytochrome P450. Gene Ontology annotation, molecular function: iron ion binding; oxidoreductase activity, acting on paired donors, with incorporation or reduction of molecular oxygen; heme binding. The transcript is spliced from 6 exons. The annotation marks the transcript as partial. NCBI's taxonomy places the organism in Eukaryota, Fungi, Basidiomycota, Agaricomycetes, Boletales, Coniophoraceae. The record is from RefSeq and is a predicted model, not a curated record.
GUGGCGAGCUGACCGUAGACUGUUUCAUCAAUCAUUUCGGGAGGAAAUGACAAUGCAUUACCGCCCUUUCUUUCAGCGCGCUUGUAAUAGGCUCUUGAUCAAUGUCCUGAAGGAUCCGAGCAAGCUGUUUGAUUACUUGAAUCUCUUUGCAGGAUCAACCAUGUUAUCGAGUAUCUAUGGCUACGAAACCAACGAUAUCCAUGACCCUUUGGUGCGCAAUGGAGAACGUGCGCUCACUACGCUUGAAGCGAUCACACCGGAGAAGUCUGUGUUGAUUGAACUCUUCCCUUUCAUUCUCAGUCUUCCGAAUUGGUUUCCCGGGGUCUCUCUUCAGAAAAAUGCCCGUGCAGCUAGGAGAACACUUCACGAAUACGUGGAGAAGCCUUAUCAGUUCACUACCGACCGCCUACAGCAGGAUCCUUCUUUCCCCGGCAUGCUGUCCGAUUCAAUCAGGCGUUUUUCUAAUCGUAACAAUAGCUUCUCAAAGGAAGCCAUGAAACAAGUUUCCGCGGCCGCAUUUACGGACUCACUCAAACUCCAGACAGCGUCCACAUUGCUGGUAUUCGUGCUGGCAAUGGUAAUGCACCCGGAUGUACAAAGGCGAGCACAAGAGGAAAUGCGAACUGUUACUGGGAACGAUCGGCUUCCUGUGCUCGAAGACCGAUCUUCUCUUCCUUACUUUGGUGCCAUUAUUCGUGAGGUGAUGAGGUGGCACCCAGUUGUUCCCCUAGCCGUCCCACACGCAGCCAUUGACGACGAUGUAUAUGAUAAUUAUUUUAUUUUUAAAGGA